UUGAUUCGGUAUUGUCAAAGAAAAUGCAGAUCCAUUUUGCCUCUUUGGUUUCUGUUGGUUGGAUAUCUUCUCUACUCAUGUCUACAAGUUAUGGUUAUUCAAAACAAAGGUUCAUUUGGAUAUUUCAAUUUUUAUGUAUUUGGCUGUUCUUUGGAGUAGCGGAAAGUGGUAACCACCAACUGAAGCCUUAUACCGAAUAUUCCUAUUCAUCCAAACUAGUACCCCUCACCGAUCUCACCCCAUCUUCUGGAACUUGGCCACUUGCUAUGCAACAAAUAGCUGAAAUCAUAGAAAGAAAGGGUUACUUGGAUACCUACGACUGGAAUGGAAUCUUGCAACAAAUAUCUUAUCAAGUAUCUUUAAGAGAUGAUAUGUUCUGGUUGAGAGCUUCCAAUACUUCUUCAAAUAGCUCUUCUUCCUUACAACCUGGACAGAUUGAAGUCAGAUGUAUUGAACAGAAUACUAUGACUUAUCGUUUCUCUUGUCCUUCUCCUCCCAUCGACGCUGGUAUUUUCUCAGGUACAAUAUCUUGUGGUUCAUAAUAAAUAAUACAACAUUCUUCUUGGGAUGAUAAUGAUUGAUGAU
Molecule: messenger RNA, 585 nt
Organism: Galdieria sulphuraria
Lineage: Eukaryota; Rhodophyta; Bangiophyceae; Galdieriales; Galdieriaceae
Exons: 2
Coding region: 24-542 (172 amino acids)
Source: RefSeq, a predicted model, not a curated record